Pecten maximus is the source of this 6621-nucleotide messenger RNA. RefSeq names its product serine/arginine repetitive matrix protein 2-like. NCBI's taxonomy places the organism in Eukaryota, Metazoa, Mollusca, Bivalvia, Pectinida, Pectinidae. The record is from RefSeq and is a predicted model, not a curated record. Gene Ontology annotation, biological process: meiotic chromosome segregation. Gene Ontology annotation, cellular component: nucleus; chromosome, centromeric region.
AAGAAAUGCCGCCAACGGUUGAAUGUCCCGGAAGAAAAUAACUUUGUUGCUAUGGAUAUCGAAACGCCAAAGGAAAAAAAGCCAAGGGUCUUGAAGCGUAUCAAGAAAAAGAAACCAGAUUUGAACAUAUCAUCAACGAAAAAGAAGAAAGUUUUCAGCUAUGGCCGUAGUAAUAUAAGUUUGAGUACAUCAAUCCAGAAACAGAGUUUGCGGGCAAACAACAAGGCUCUAGCUUUUAACUUGGAGAGGAGUAGAGAGGCACUUCGUUUUGCUAACGAUGCCAACCUGGAAUUACAGCGAAACAAUCAGGAACUUCACAUGAAGCUUACAACCUUAGAGAGGGUCGCGGGACUGAAAGACAAUGAAAUUGAAAGUGAAGUCAAUGCCAGACUAAAGAAACACAUGUCGGACCUGAAAACGAAGAUGGUUGGUAUGAGACGACUUUUCUACGAUGCUUUUGCCUGUAUGGAUGAGGUAACUGACAUGUGUAACCUGCUCUCCCACCGCUCCAGUCACGGUCAACGUGACGCCUCUCUGGGCAGUUCCAUCUGCGACACCUCCAUGCCUCAUGGAGCUUUUGAUGGCCACUGCAGAUCCCUCUUCUCUCAGAUUUCCAAGACUGGGUUCCCAUCAAUGUUACCCAGCCAGGACGAUAUGCCAACAGGGCUGGAAGCAACAUCAAGUUUGGCUGUCAACCACGAUAUGAGUAUGAUUGCAGAAACUUCGGUACUUCUGGAAGACAUUACUCCUCCGAGCGACCUUGUGGAUCAAAUCGCUGAUAUUGAAGAAGGAGAGGAUGAAAAUGUGGAACCAAAGAAAAUAUCUGUUGAUAGCAGUGUCAAUAGUGCCAAGAUGGCUCCACAGCGAGUGUUGAAACUGAAGAACAAAGAUUCCCCAUUCAAGGUUCAGCCUACUUCUGUGGAAAAAGCAAACAUUAAAGUCCGCAGUCCUGUAGUGGCAAAUAAGAGAUUGGACCGUCGCGGUACUUUUGUUAUAAACCUAAGUAUAUCAGAUAAGUUAUCAUCGGAAUCAAUAUCUUCAAAGAACAAUACUUUGGAAUUGGAAAAGGGAGCGUUAAAACCAGUCAAGGACAGUUCUCAGUCAAGUAUAGAAAAAUUAAACAAAGAAAGUAUAGGAGGAAGCGACCCAAAACCGAAGUCACCUGUGAUUGGUACAAAGGAAGGGUCAAGGUCACCCAAGCUUGCCGCAAAAACCAGAUCACGAUCUAAAGGAAGGCUCAAUAAGCCGGUGCUGACUGUCACUGAAAGUAUGGACAGUCCUGAUUUAAAUGAACGUAGGAAAACUUUCGUGUUGCCAAGGACGGAGCCAGGUAAGGAGUCCAAUCAGCCAAGCACUUCCAAGUCAUCGGAAUGUUUGUCUGACCACAAAACAGAAGAAAGUGUGGACGAACGACGUAAGACAUAUCUGCUGCCAUCAAGAUCAGCACCAAAUCAAAAGCUUGUCACCUGUUCUAACAGGAAAUGAGAUGUUACACAAUGUUUCAGUAUGGACAUGGAAAUGACGGAAGUCAUUGAUAGUACGCAGCUUAUACAAUUGAUAUCCUCGGAACAGAAUCAACAGAAGGAAAUCCCGAUGAAAGAAAAUAGUCAGUUGGAAUCUGGCAAUGGCAUUCCUAAAGGUCCCAACCAGAGAACUGAAGGCAUCAGUCUUCUUCCGAAUUCUUCUGACUCAUCAGAUUCAGAGAUGCUGAACAAACCAGCCUCGGUUGAAUUCCGCAUCCCACGUCCUGGGAAGAUCGUCUUCUCAGCAUCGAGAAAGGAAAUGGAUGGAUCAAGAAAACCAGUGCCCUCAAAGCUGCCGUUGAAAGCUCGCUCAAAAUCGAAGAUAAAAUUGAGCCGGAGUAAAGGACGGAAAGACAUUGUACCAGAAUCACCAAAGGUGCUGAAAUCAAUUUUUGACUUUCAUGACAGGACUCCGAAAGGUAAGGACGAUACUACGAAGCCUACAGGCUCAGUUUAUGAUCUUUCCAUGAACGAGUCGCUAAGAGACCCCAGCAACAAACCAUCGCUGAGUCAGUUCAGACAGAGCUGUGAACAAGAACUGAAAGAUAAAACUUCAGCUGGAAGUAAAGAGACUGAUGUCAAAUUAUUACCCGAUAAUCCAGUGUAUUAUCAACCUUUAAAGGAAUGUUCCCCAGAGCCACCUGUACAGAAACGGAGCCGGUCAAAAAGUAGGACAAGAAAAGAGGACAUUGAUGAUAAAGAUGAAAGUGGUAGUUGUAGCUCUAGGUCACGUUCUCGCAGCCGUCGACGUGGUCAGGAGGAAAGUACCGAAAAAGAAAUUAAUGUUCCGGAGUCGAGAGGAAGGUCAAGAAGCAAGCGAAGGCAGGGCACAACAGAAGAUGUUGCUUCACCGGACUCGGGCAAAUGUAAAGAUUCUGGUUCUGCUGGAAUUGAAAAUGAGGCUGAAAGUUGUAGGUCAAGAGGGCGUUCACGAAGCAGACGCAGGAAGGACAUUGUGGAAAGUGACACUGAUGUGGAAGAGAGUGGAGUUAAGGAACGGUCCCAAAGUAGAAACAUGAAAAAGGAUGGGGAUUAUGAUGGAGAGAAAGCAGGGUUAAAAGUCAGAACCCGAUCUCGGAGUAGACGAAGGAAAGAGCAAGAAGAAGAUGUGGUAGAAGUGAGAGAAGAAAUAACAAAAGAGAUUAAUUCUACUUCAAAAAACAACCUUCCGGAAGGUGAUUCAGAUACUGAAGGUCACAGAUCCCGGUCACGAAGCAUUAAAAGAAAGAAGGAUAUUGAUGCCGAAGCAGACUUUGUGAGUGAUAAGGGGAGCUUGAAAACCAGGACACGAUCUCGGAGCAGACGUCGCAAAGAUUUGGUGGAAAGUGAUGUGGCAGAUGAAGCAGAAAGCAGACAAAUUAAAGAUUUGAAUACAGCUGAAUCUGAAAUCGAAAAAGAGAAAGAAGAUCGUUUGUCAAAGGCAGCAUCACUAGAAAGAGGAUGCCCUGAUAUGGAAGAUAAAGACAGAGAAUCUAAAGUAAGACAAUCUGGAUUUGAGGAUGAAGGAAGUAGCUCUAUAUCACAAUCUACGGGGAGAAUUAUUGAAGAGGAUACUAAUAUUGUCAGUAGGAAAUCAAGGGGAAGAUCCAAAAGUCGACGGAGAGUUGUUGAUUCGGACAGUGAAUCGAAUGUGUCAGCUUCCACAACAAAAUCACAGCGUGAACAUUGUACAAAUGUGGAAGAAACUCCAGACAAGAUAAUAAGGAAAAGAAAGUCUAGAGGUGCAGAUUUAUCUGAGGAAAAACAAAAGAGUGCCGUUAAACGAAGCCGGUCCAGAGCUCGAUCAAGGACAAGGAAAACCAGCAAGUUGACAUGGGAAGAUGAGGAUGAGUCCAAGCAUGGAACAGAGUCUGCAGUAAAAACAUCGGAGGAAAAUCUGGCAGUUGUGGUGCUUGACAGUGAUGAAGAUGAGGAUGAGGCUGAGAUAUUAAAAAGGUCUGAUAAUCCAGUGUAUGAAGAAGUUCCAGCCAGUUCCGAAGAGGAUAAGACAUCGGUACCGAAAUCGUCUAACUCAUUGGAGUCGUGUGGAGGAGAAUAUAAAGAUAAUGAGGUCGAUAUCGGAGAGUCUGUCAUCAUCUUGUCAUCACCACCAGAAUCAAUAAGAGUGAAGAAAAAGUUAUCACUUCACAGGAAAAGCAGCAGAAAAAGCUCUAAUUCCUCUGACACCAGUAAAAAGUCAAACACAGGUGAAACAAAAGAUGAAAUAAAGAAUGUGGAAGAAAACAACAUUUCAUCUGAGAAGAAACGAAAGGUUGCUGAUGAAGAUGGGGACAAGAUUCCACGCUUGGCUGAAGGACUGUUUGUGACCAAACGAGGCCGAAGUCUGAAGCCAAGCAAGAUGGAUGACCAGGAUUUAGUUUUUGAUUUUGAGAAUAUUUCAAAUAACUUAAAUAUAGACACAAACAAUAUGAAAUUACCCAAAACUCCAAGUACACCAAGUAUAGAGGGGCCAAAGGUCACUCCAAAAGAUAAAACAGGCAGUUCAAAGUUAAAGAAGCUCAAAAGUUCAAAGAAAAGUACUAAUAAGCGACGCCGAUCAAAUUGUUGUUCACUUUCUGAAGCAGAGCAGCCAACUCCACAGACGAAAACGUCAGUAGAGACGGGAUCUAGUACUGAUAAAGAGAAUGAUCGACCUGCUCCGGGACUUUCUGAACAACUUCAGAACAUCAGGAGGAAGCUUGUAUCCUUGGACAAACGACAGAGUAAAUCUUCCUUAGGAUCACAACCCGUACCUUACAGCUUUGACUUCUCAAACCUGGAUAUGGGCAACAGUGAACAUGAAAAGAAGCGACAAAGAAGAGGAGCAUCACAGGUGUCAUAUAAGGAGGUGUCUCUGAAUGUUAAAAUGAGACGGGAAGACUUUGAGGCCCCCAAAGCCUCGCGGAAGCCUAGAAGUAAUACGACAACACCUAUAAAAUGAUGUGAGAUCAACUUCAAAUACGACAUGACAUUCAUGGAAAUUGAAGGAAAGGCGAUGACGGUUCCUCUUUAGAGGGAUCAGAAACAUCAAACCAAUACAGUUUGGUAGUGUAAACACUGUAUAAUUCAUCGUCUGGAAUAUAUCGUCGAACAAUUUAGUACAGGUGAAAAUAAUAUUGAUGAAGAAUGAAAAUAACACAACAUUGAUAAACAGCACUUGGGACAAUGGAUGUCAGAUUCAUAAAACUGUAUCAUUGUGAAGUGGAUUUUUUUAUCAUGUAUGGAGGAAUAAUUCAGUAAUCUGAUGAAAAAUUAAGUGAAGAAAUAUCAAUUGAAAAAAUCUUAGGGUGGCUUCACUUCACCAGGGGGGUUCAUUUUACCAUAAUGGUAUUUUGACACCAUUUUAUUCCACACUGGAAUAAGCCCAUGGGACAAACACACCACCUCUUGACUCGAAGGCUUAUUACAGGAAAAUGACAUGACAUUUGUUGGUAAAUUUACUGGUUACUGCAAUAUAUAUGAUGGCUUACAUCGAUAUUUAACCACUUCUGCUGCUAUAAAACUUGAACUAAAGUUUGGGAAGUGCUUACGGGUAUUUAUGAACCAUUUUUAGCUUACUAUUUUAAAUUGAUGAUUCUGCAGAAAUAAAGAAAGUGCUUAUUGUGGAUAAAAACGGUACCAGGCCUGGACUUAUUGCAGGAUAAAUGUGAUAAAUGAUACAUGUUUGUUUCUGUUCAUCCAUAUCUUGAAAAAAUAAUUGAGAAAUGAAAAUUCUAAUGUUGAUAAUCAUCCUUUCCUCGUGAAUUUUCCAUUGUCCGAGGCCAAGCAGAAACGAAAUUUGUUAACCAUGAAAAAAUUUUAAAGGGAGAAAGCUUAAUGGUGGAACAGCUAUUUUUCAUGUCAAGAAGGCCGUCUUUUGUAAUUACCACCUGUAUCGGAGAAAAACACAAUUGGAAAGCUUUUCGAGAAAUUUCUGUCAUAAGUAUGUACCCCUAAACAAAGUAACUUCAUUUUCCUGUUUGAACAAAAUGGUUGACAUUUCCUGGCAUCUGAUUAGUCGAAAUCUAAAUUUCAGAUUUUGUUCAUGGGACCGUUUCAAAUAAGUACCGGGGGUAACUUUGUUUUUUUGUUUCAAGAAAAUGGCCACCGUUUCCUCACCUCUGAUUGGUUGAAAUGUGAAUAUUGACAAAAUUCCUUGAAAACAAUGACCUUAAUAAUCUUAUGGUAUUUUAGUACUUAGGAUCUAUGUACUUUUGUGUAUUGAGGAUAAGUUAACAUUAUGAGAGUUGGUUGUAGCUUGACCUCUUAGUAUUUCUCUAUAUGGCAUAAUUAUGUAUUUAAUAUUCCAUUGUGGAUUUCAUUGUUUAAACUUUGAACCAUUGUUCAAAAAAGAACAAUUGUCUAUGUGAAUUAUUUUUAACUGUGUUGUCUUUUUAUGAUUUUUAUUCUGGUAGCUAUGUGCAGAUAAUGUUUGACUUUGAAAAUAUACUGUAAUUUUUCAUUUUUGUGAGGUUUUAUUUUCAUGUUACAAAUUGUAACAGUAUAUAUGUGUGAUCCAUGUAACAUGUUUUGAUACAGUGUAAACUUCAGCAAGUUAAGCGACUAGUCUUAUCUCACCUUGUUUGGUUUCACAAUUUGUUUGAUAAAAUAUUACUGUCUAUAACUACUAAAACAAUGUCAAUAUCCCCUCUUCUCUCCAUUCACUUUUCCUUCCAAUUUCUCAAUAUUUUCAUAUCCUUCUUCACUUAUCUAUUGCUUUUCCUUCCAAUUUCUCAAUAUUUUCAUAUCCUUCUUCACUUAAUAUCUAUUACUAUUCUUUCCAAUAUCUAUAUACAUCCUCUUGUGAGUUUUGAAUUUCAUGUACUUUUUAUGUAAACACAAAUAAUAUUUAAAAACUCCCAAAUCAUCACCCACGGAUAUGCCUGUCCGGACUAGAUAUUGUGACUGAAUCCUAUAAUUUAUUUUAUCAUUCUGGUUGAUGACUGGAUGUUGUCCAGAACUAGAUGAGCAAUAUCGUUUAUACUUUAGCUUAACAUGAUGGGUGACCUUGUCUCUGUAAUUAUGGGUUUGAAUCCACUGAGGACUGUCACUAAUUUGUUUAGAUUUGUCCAUAAAUGAUUUCUGUAACACUUAAAACGGUUUAUUGCAUGUACUCGCCAAAUAAAUGGAAAAAUACAAA